This is a messenger RNA of Zymoseptoria tritici IPO323, 774 nucleotides long. RefSeq lists its product as uncharacterized. The record is from RefSeq and is a predicted model, not a curated record. The transcript is spliced from 3 exons. Gene Ontology annotation, biological process: protein targeting to ER. Lineage: Eukaryota; Fungi; Ascomycota; Dothideomycetes; Mycosphaerellales; Mycosphaerellaceae. The coding region runs from base 1 to 774 and encodes 257 amino acids. Gene Ontology annotation, cellular component: membrane; signal peptidase complex.
AUGCAUUCCACCUUCGUUCGACUGCAGAAUGUCUUUGGCUACUUCACCUCAGUCGCAUUCGCAGUCGCAGCCGCCAUCGCAGUGAGCGUACUGCUGAGUCCCCAAUCCCCCUCCGCCAGCCUGGAGCUGAAGAACGUGCGAGUCGCCAAAGGACGUCCCCACUACACCUCCAUGAAACGCGAAGAAUACGCCCACAUCACCUUCGACCUCUCCACCGACCUCACCACCCUCUUCAACUGGAACACGAAGCAAAUCUUCCUCUACAUCACCGCCUCCUACCCCGCCUCUCACAAAUCCACCUCCACCGACCCCAUCCCCGACUCCGAAGUCGUCAUCUGGGACGCCAUCAUCCCCGCCGACUCCGCCCCUUCCCAUCCCAACACCUACAUCCACCCUACCAUCAAGCCCGCCACCUCCAAGGACAAGAAGAAACAACCGAAACCCAAACGCUCCGACGGCAAACCCUACCCCGCGGGAACAUCCCCUGGUAUUGUGCGUCUGUCAGAUCAGAAACCGAAGUAUCAAAUCACGGAUGUGUCGGGCAAGAUUGCGGAGCGGACGAAUGCCACACUGACGCUGCAUUGGAAUGUGCAGCCGUGGGUGGGGUUGUUGACGUGGACGAAUCGGAACACGUAUGGACGGUGGGAGGGAUUGCAGGGGGGUGAGUCGGAGAGGUUUGAUUUUCCAAAGUUGCCGAGUCCGAGUGAGACGGUGAAGAAGGAGGAUUUGAGGACGGCGACGGGGGCGGAGAGGAAUAGAGGGAGUCCGGCGUAG